Phaedon cochleariae (mustard beetle) is the source of this 2001-nucleotide messenger RNA. The record is from the annotation of a GenBank genome assembly. Lineage: Eukaryota; Metazoa; Arthropoda; Insecta; Coleoptera; Chrysomelidae.
AUGAAUCUGGGGAAAAUGGAUGUUUUUGAAUUUAAAGAUGCAAAAUGUAAUCCUGAUAUUAUCCAUCCAUAUACACAGAAUUUGAAAAAUAAUUCGGUUCCCAUUGUAAUUGAUAAUGGUUCUUAUAUGUCCAGAGCAGGGUGGUCAACUAGUGAAGCACCUGUUUUACAAUUCAAAAAUAUAAUAGCAAAGCCUCGAAAAGAGAGGUCCAAGAAGGACACUAUAGAGCCAAUACAGAUUCCUCAACUACAAGUUGGAAAUGAUAUUCUGAAUAUUGAGGCAGUACGAUUUCAACUGAAAACACAAUUUGAUCGUAAUGUAGUUACUCAUUUUGAAGCUCAAGAACAUCUGUUUGAUUACACAUUCACACAUCUAGGAAUAGAUACUGAAAAUUCUGUGAAUCAUCCACUAUUUCUAACAGAAGCGUUUUUGAAUCCAAAUACUUCCAGACAGUUAAUGUCUGAACUGUUAUUUGAAUGCUAUGGAAUACCAGGAGUAGUGUAUGGAAUUGAUUCCCUAUUAUCCUAUCAUUAUACACAAGCUAAGCCAUUAGAAAAUGCCCUGAUUAUAAACCUGGGCUACCAGACAUGCCAUGUCAUUCCUGUUCUUGGGAAUAAGACUGUUUUUGAGAAUACCAGGAGACUUAAUAUAGGGGGAUGGAAUGUCAUUACUUUUCUACAUAGAAUAUUACAGCUGAAAUAUCCUGCACAUGCAGCAGCUGUUACAUUGAGUAGAGCUGAAGAAUUGCUGCACACAAUUUGUGUCAUAGCUUCAGAUUAUAAGGAAGAGAUGAAGAGGUGGACUGACAAUGAAUAUUAUGAAAAGCAUAUUAAGAAAAUCCAGUUACCCUUCAGUUCAGCAAGUACCAGUUCUGCAUUAACAUUAGAACAACAAAAGGAAAGAAAACGUGAGCUUGCCAGGAGAUUAACAGAAAUCAAUGCUCGCAAAAGGGAAGAAAGGUUAGCUGAAGAUCAAGAAAAAUUGAGACAAUUAUUGGAAAUUCAAGAGAUUAUUGAUUUUGGUGCAGAUAAAGAUGAAGUAGACAAUAUUUUAGCUGAGUAUCAACUGAGGAAUGUGAAUGAUUUACAAAAAAGUAUACUGAAUCUCAAUAUGAAAAUUGAGAAAAUCAAACAGAAAAUAACUGCUGCCAAUAAUACUGAAGAUCUGGAAGAGCCCCCUGUGAAGCAAGCUAAAUUAUCCAAAAUGGUGUUUGAGAAUGAAAGUGCAUUACAUUCAUUUUUAGACAACAUUAAAAAAAUGAAACAAGACAUUCUAAACAAAAAACUCAUGAGGAAGCAGAGGAAACAAGACAUUUUCAAAAGAAGAACAGCAGCUGGUCAAGAACGCAUGAGAAUUAUUUCUCAAUUAGCAAGAAAAGAGAAAGGAAAUGAUGAUUUUGGAAUGAGAGAUGAAGACUGGGAUAUUUACAAGACUAUCAGCAAAGAUGGUGGAGAUUCCGAUAGCGAUGUUGAAAAUGAGAAGCUCUUGGAGUUCGAGGAAAUCUUGCGCACUCACGAUCCCCAGGAGUUCGACGAACAUGCCAAUCUGGGAGAGUUGCAUCAACUACACGUUGGCAUCGAAAGGUAUCGAGCACCCGAGCUGAUCUUCAAGCCGUACAUGUCAGGCUCCCCAGAAGCUGGCCUGUCCGAAGUUAUAGGUUAUGUUUUGUCGUUGUUCGGCGAUGAAGACCAGCUGAAAUUGGCGGCGAACGUUGUGGUCACGGGGGGUUUGGCGAAUUUGAAGGGGCUCAGGGAGCGGUUGUUGGUCGACCUCAUUUCUAUAAGGCCGUUUCGAUCCGAGGUGAAUGUUAGUAUUAUGGGGGACUCUAGUUUGACGGCCUGGUACGGCGCCAGGCAGUUUGUCAGGUCGGGAGAGUUUAAGAAAUGCUUGUUGACUAAGAACAUGUUUGAAGAGUACGGGCCCGAGUAUUUCAAGACGCAUGUUGCUUCUAACAUUUACUACCCAACGCCUAAUGAAAGUUUAAUAGAUGUUGAUGUUUAG